AUGGGAGGACUGGAUCACCUUCGACCUGGACUUCUUCAACAGAAAAAGACUUUGAUGCAGUCCUCUCAACCAUCCAGUCAAAUACAAUUCCAGCAACAACUUAUGCUUCACAUACAGCAGAACUUGGCAUCCUCAUCUGCCAGUGAUGUGGAGUGCAGAAACCUUAGAACACUUCUUGAUAGUCAGAAUAUGGGCUAUGGUAAGGAUGACCAAUCAAAAUUUGUUAGUGAUAUAGUUCCUAAUGAUGGAUUGCAGGGGUCUGUUGGUCGCCUCAUUUUGCCGCGUGGAGAUACAGAUAUGCUAAUUAAGAACUGUAAUCAACAUCAGCUAAAAUAUACACAGCAUACACUUCUUAGCCAAAAGACACAAGAUUCAAAUGACCACUUCCAUCAGCAAGACAAAAUGGUUGACACUGGCACAAUCACAUUUGAUGCUAACUUGUUGAGCACCUCUCAAGGAAAUGAUCAGGCCUCAUGGAAUCAAACUAAGCGAAAGAGAAAGCAGACAAUGUCAUCUUCGGGUCCUGCAAAUAGCUCAGGAACAGCAAAGACCACUAGACCGUCACUCUGUUCAGCACCCUCAACAUCCUCGACGAACACAACAGGAGAUGUGAUUUCAAUGCCUAGUUUUCCACGUAAGGAUGGUUCUUCUAGGCCUUAUAUGUUUGCUGAUGAUGGUAUGGGUGUGGGCACACUCAGUUCAGCUCAAAAGAAAUUGGCUGAUAUGGAGGAUUUCGUGGACAAUGGAUCAUUGGUUGAUAAUGUUGAGUUUUUCUUAUCUCCUGAUGAUGCAAACCCUGAAAACACAAUAACUCAGAGACUGGAUGUGAGCAAAGAUGCUACAUUGUCGGAAAUCGGGAGUAUUGGUGCAAGUAAAAUUAGUUGUUGUGACUUCUCAUUGGAUGGAAAGCUGCUUGCAACUGGUGGACGUGAUAAAAAGGCUAUGUUAUGGUGCACAGAUUCCAGAGAGCAAAAGUCUAUAUUAAAAGAACAUUCUGAUGCCAUUACUGAUGUCCGUUUUUGUCCAAGAAUGCCACAGCUUGCUACAUCGUCGCAUGACAAAACCAUCAGAAUUUGGGAUGUUGAUAAACUCGACUAUUCCCUUCGAACAUUUACUGGGCAUGAUACCCCUGUUAUGUCACUGGACUUCCACCCAAACAAGGAGGACCUGAUCUGCUCUUGUGAUGAUGUUAGCACAAUUCGAUACUGGAGUAUAAAAAAUGGUAGUUGCGCUGGAGUGUUGAAGGGAGGUGCAACCCAGGUUAGGUUCCAACCUAGUCUUGGAAGGUACCUUGCAGCUGUUGUGGGGAAUGGUGUAUCCAUAAUGGAUGUAGAGACUACCCAAACUUACAGACAUCCAUUAAAGGGUCAUAGACUAAAUGUUAUUUCGGUGUGCUGGAGUUCUUCCGGUGAGCAUCUGGCAUCGGUGAGUGAAGAUUCGGUCAGAGUCUGGAAAAUUGGCUCUGGAGGAGGACGGGACUGCAUUGAUGAGUUGAGCAACAUUGGCAAAAAGUUCCAGUGCUGCACUUUUCAUCCCCGGUACCCUUCUGUGUUGGUCAUUGGCUGCUCUCAGUCUCUGGAGCUUUGGAACAUGGCUGAGAACAAGGUGAUGACUCUUCUCAGCGAACCAACCGAUGCCUUGGCGGUGUCACAAAGUUCUGGUUUGGUUGCUGCAGCUAGUCAUGACAGUUUUAUCAAGCUCUGGAAGUCGAUUUAAAUCUCCAUUUUUUUCCCUCAAAAAUACACCAAUGGGGUAUAGCUUCUUCAGCAGGUUUCUGAUAUAUACUUUUGAAUAUACUGGUUUAAAUUUGUAAAGCAGGAAAUAGAGGCUUUUAGAUCUUUCACUCUCUAGCAGUUCCAAUUUGUGCUUAGAAGUCAGUACUCACUCUGUUUUGUAGCCCUAAUAGUUAGUGAAAUGGGACUAAAGUUGGUUUCAUCUGUCAAGGUUGUUUUCAUACUGUUUACGAUGCACAUGUUUUUUUUUUAAUAGAAAGUAUCAAUUUUUGUGGAUUA
Ilex paraguariensis (yerba mate) is the source of this 2012-nucleotide messenger RNA. The record is from the annotation of a GenBank genome assembly. NCBI's taxonomy places the organism in Eukaryota, Viridiplantae, Streptophyta, Magnoliopsida, Aquifoliales, Aquifoliaceae.